Molecule: messenger RNA, 1170 nt
Organism: Morchella sextelata
Lineage: Eukaryota; Fungi; Ascomycota; Pezizomycetes; Pezizales; Morchellaceae
Exons: 1
Coding region: 1-1170 (389 amino acids)
Biological process (GO): inositol phosphate biosynthetic process
Cellular component (GO): nucleus
Molecular function (GO): inositol-1,3,4,5,6-pentakisphosphate 2-kinase activity; ATP binding
Source: RefSeq, a predicted model, not a curated record
AUGACCUCCACCACCACCUCCGUUAUCGUUGCCGCCACGGCCCACGACGACCUCAACCACGUCCCCACCCUCCCGCCCACCACAAACCUCAGCUACCUAGCCGAAGGCGCGGCCAACGUAAUCUACCGCCUCUCCUCUCCCCCGGGGGCCCCCCAAUACCCCAACCAGCUCCUCCGUCUGCGCAAAGCCCUCCCCAGCGCGCAGCCCAACAAACUAGCCUACGCCCACCUCCUGCACACCUUCCACCCCCUCUUCCCCUCCCACCUCCUCCUCCCCACCUCCCUCAUCCGCAUCCCGCCGUCCCUCCUCGCCCGCGAAAACAUCGCCCUCCACGCCCUCGAGGCAGCCGACAAGCGCCCCGCCAAGCGCGCCGGCCUCUACCUCGAAGAGGUCGACGAGCAGUUCGGCUUCCUCAUCACCGACAUGUCCCCGCACCCGCUCCCCACACCCCCCUCAUCACCAUCCCUCUUCGCCCGCGCGCUAUCCUACCUCCCCGGCCGCAGGUCAAAGCGGAGCAGCGACCCGGACCUGUCGCUCCCCGCCCACGCACAGCGCACACGGCAGCUCCUCAUCGAGUUCAAGCCGAAAUGGGUGCUUCAGUCGCGCUCGGCGCCCGACGGCUGGCGCCGCUGCCGUACCUGCGCGCUCCGCCUCUCGAAGCAGCAGAAGCGCGGCUUCUGCCCGCUCGACCUGGCGUCGGGCGACGAGGCGCGCGUGCGCCGCGCGGUGGCCUACAUCGUUCCCGCCAAGCAGCCGGCGAACCUUGUGCUGGCGGCGGGCGUGUCGUGGGCGGCCACGCAGGGGGUGAUUGCGGACCGCAUUGUGCGGUAUGUGCUGGAGGGGGAUCUGAUGGUGGAGCUGAAGAAGCUGCAUGCGGAGCUGGACCCGCAUGGGCCGGUGGCGGUGCAGGGGAUGGGCAGGGAGGUGAGGGAGCGGUUUGUGAGUGCGAUGACGGUGAGGGAUUUGACGGUGUUUUUGAGGAUCGAUUUGGAUAGGGGGGAGGGGGAGGGGGGCGGUGUGGAGGCGCGGAUUGGCGAUUUGGAUCUGAAGACGGGGGAUGCGGGGAAGUGGGCGUAUUGGGCGGGCGUGGAGGGGAAGCUGAGGGAGGAGGGGUAUUACGGUGGCACGGAGGAGGGCGCGGAGGAGAAGGGGGUGUGGUGUAGGCCGUAG